Messenger RNA from Thrips palmi, 2224 nucleotides. RefSeq names its product cytochrome P450 4C1-like. NCBI's taxonomy places the organism in Eukaryota, Metazoa, Arthropoda, Insecta, Thysanoptera, Thripidae. Bases 145 to 1665 code for a protein of 506 amino acids. Gene Ontology annotation, molecular function: heme binding; oxidoreductase activity, acting on paired donors, with incorporation or reduction of molecular oxygen; monooxygenase activity. The transcript has 12 exons. The record is from RefSeq and is a predicted model, not a curated record.
GCCGGUAGCAGCGUUAAGUAGGCUUCUGCCUCAGUCGGGACUUAUCAGCCGCGACAGCGUCCGGUCCGGAGCACGCGAGGCGCCCCGUCUAACCACCACCUUGUUCCGGAGGGGUUUGCACACCGCCCUUCGCUCCAAUUUCCUAUGGAUCCCGUAAUGCUGGGGUUGGUGCUGAUGGCGCUGGCGUUUGCGGCGAACCUCUUCAACCGGAGACUCAAAUGGACGAAAGCCGUCAACCUGAUACCAGGGCCCCCCGCCAUGCCCAUCCUGGGCAACUCCUGGGACUUGCUGUGGACGUUCAAAGCUAACCAGACGCAGGCUUUCGACUUCUGGACCAAAACAUACGGAGACAUCUUCCGAGUGUGGAUCGGACAUAACAAUGCUAUCGUAAUACUUAGCAAGCCAGAGGAUAUUGAGAUUCUGCUCAGCAGCAAUAAGCACAUAGAGAAGUCUCGGGCCUAUCGUCAGAUCGAAACCUGGAUCGGACAGGGACUUCUUACCAGCAGAGGUCAAAAGUGGCACUCGAGGAGGAAAAUGAUCACACCAACAUUCCACUUCCGAAUUUUGGACCAAUUUGUGGAGGUAUUUAACAGAAACAGUCAUAUUUUGGUUGACAAAUUGCUGUCUACAAAUGGAAAGACUAUCCCUAUCCACUCCUUCGUCGCUCUGUGUACCCUGGACAUCAUUUGUGAAACGGCCAUGGGAACCAACGUAGAUGCCCAAAAGAACUCCACGUCCUCCUACGUUACUGCUGUCAACGAUGCCACCGUAUCAUUCCACAACCGCAGUAUGAAGCCGUGGCUGAGCAGAGAAGUGAUGUUCAACGCCUCGGCAGACGGGAAGACCUUCAACGCCGCUCUCAAAAUCCUGCACAAAUACACGAGAGAGGUCAUCGAAAACCGACGCCGAGAGCGAGAUGCACGACGCAGGAGCAGUCUGUCCGUCUCGGAAAAGGACCUAGGCUUUAAGAAGCGGACAGCAUUCUUGGACCAGCUCCUACAGGCCAAGGACCCCGAGGGGAUACCUCUGCGUGACAGUGACAUCCAGGAGGAAGUAGACACCUUCAUGUUUGAGGGCCAUGACACAACGGCGGCUGCAUUAUCUUUCAUCUUCUACAACGUCGCCGCCAACCCGAAAGUCCAAGAGAGCCUUGUCGAGGAGAUGGAUCAGAUCUUUGGUGACUCAGACCGCGCGGCUACGUCUCAGGAUCUACAGACCAUGAAGUACACGGAGAGGGUGAUCAAGGAGACCCUUCGCAUGUACCCCAGCGUCCCCCUGUUUGCCCGCGCCAUCAAGGAGGACCUCCCUGUCACAGGAGGCUACGUGAUCCCUGCCGGCUCCAACGUCACCAUCAGCUGCUUCCAGAUGGGCCGCAACCCAGACGUUUGGCCCGAACCGGAGAAGUUCGAUCCCGACCGUUUCUUGCCAGAAAACACCGCCCGCAGACAUCCGUACGCCUACGUGCCCUUCUCGGCCGGGCCCAGGAACUGUAUAGGACAAAAGUUCGCCAUGCUGGAGAUGAAGUCGACAGUGUCGAGGGUAAUAAGGCGCUGCACUCUGAGCCUCCCCAGUCCCGGAUACAAGCUCGAAGUGCAGGGCCGGCUCAUCCUCAAGUCCACGGACGGCGUACUGCUCAAGGUCUCGCCAAGAACUACCCAGUCAUGAUCCUCUGCCUCUCUAGUAUUCCGAUUGGACGCCCAGUCGGGCCACCUAGUUGAACCCUGUAAUCUCUGAAGAAACCGUCUUUUGAAUGAUGCCCUGCACUUGUGGUGGAGGUUGCGGUAGCAAGAAGGGGAGGGGGGAUGGCUCUCUAUGUAUGAGGUGGGGGUGGGGGGUUUCAUCGUCAUCUUAUUGUGAAUUUCCAUCUCCUACCAAUAUUAUGUUGUUUCUUUGCAACACCCGGUAUCUGCUAUUUUUAACUGAGUACAAGCCAAGAAUGAACUGCACCAGCCAUGGCAACAAUGUGCAGCCUGACAACAAUGUGGCUGCCAUAACACUCUUAGUUUCGCACACAGAAAGGCUGGUUAGAUAAUUUACAGUGGAUUACUGAACUGUAUCCCGUGGUUCUGAUUCAUCCACUUCUUCUUCUUCUUCUUCUUCUUCUUCUGCUUAUCUCUAGCUGUGGCUAUAUGCAAAGUAAGAUAUUUUUAUAUUUAAGACUUAGUUAAGAAACAUGUAAAUUAUAUUUUGUACUGAAAAAAUAAAAGCCAAUGUGAUAUUUGAA